Anas platyrhynchos (mallard) is the source of this 1528-nucleotide messenger RNA. NCBI's taxonomy places the organism in Eukaryota, Metazoa, Chordata, Aves, Anseriformes, Anatidae. The record is from RefSeq and is a predicted model, not a curated record.
UGAGUUUGACCUAGGGGGUGGGGCUAAUCCGGGUCAGAGGUUAACCCAGUGCGUGGGACUAAUCCGAGGGUCGACAACAAAUUGGCGCCCGAACAGGGACCGGUCUGAACGGGAUUUGGACACUGCUGGCAGUGAUCCAGGGCCAUGGUUGGACGGAAUAAGGGAAGCCGGUCCUGCAACGCAGCCCAGGAGGUGGAAGGGACAAGAAUCCCCGCACCCGCGUCGGGAAGGUGAAAGGGACGUGGAGUCCCCGCACCCGGGAGAGGAUCCCGCCGGUCACGCGUCGCCGAGGUCUGCAGCUCGGAAGGUGGAAGGGAGUCCCCGCAGCCGGGAUGAGCCUAUAUAGGGUCCCGCCGGAAAAGCGCCGCCGAGGUCUUUGCAAAGGCUGCAACCGACGUAUAUAAAGGGCCAACCUGGGUGCCUAGUCGAUGUGUUAAACCAGCCAUUGAAGAAAAGUCAUCAAGUACGAAUAACAGCAACCAUGGCUGAUCUAACGGCACAAGGGAUUCUGGUUGCGUUAUCUUUGACAAUGACGGUUGGACAUAAUAGUGCCAUCCUAAGCAAAAUCGAUCCUCAAACCAAUAUGUGGGUCACUUGGGCAAAUCAAACCGGACAAAGUUCAUUUUGCCUAUUCCUCGCUUCUGCGUCUGAUCCUUUCGUUGAAAUGGUUAAGGGAUCAUACGCAAAAAAUUGUAGUACAAGAUAGUUGGUUUGAAGGUUGGUUUAAAUCUGGUUUUGGGAACGUGGGUGGAUGGUUUUUCUUAGCUAAAGAGGGACUUUGCUUUCUACUUAUAUUGAUUAUAGUUGCUGCACGUAUAAUCUUUAACUGCCUAACUAAGAAACUAGAGCAACUCACAGAGAGGGUAUUUGUUGCGCAAAAUAAAAACGGGGGAAUUGUAGAGGAAUGGUUAAGUGAAGUAGGACAUGUGGAUGUUGAGCAGUUGGGAGACAAUGGGCUGGUGAAGUACUGGACUCAACUCACAUGAGCCUGGCACGUACACAGCAUGUUAAGAAGCAUGAGGUGAGGCGGCGCACGCUGCACGACCCGCUGAGCUUCUCGGAGCGCUUCAGCGCGGCGGCGCGGGCGGCCUGCGAGGGGCUCAUGGCCAAGGACCCCGGCGCCCGCCUGGGCUUCCAGGCCGGGAGCUGCGCCCAGCUCAAGGCGCACCCCGUCUUCGCCGCCGUCAGCUGGGGGCGCCUCGAGGCAGGCCUGGUGCCCCCCCCCUUCGUGCCGGACCCCCGUCGGGUGUACGCCAAGGACUUGGGGGAGGUGGGGGCCUUCUCAUCGGUGCGGGGCGUGGAGCUGGACGAUAGGGACGCGGCGCUGUGCGACGCCUUCGCCUCGGGGACCGUCCCCGUGCCCUGGCAGGAGGAGCUGAUCGAGACCGGCAUCUUCCAGGAGCUCAACGUCUGGGGGGACCCCGGGCAGCCAACGCCACCCCCCCCAGGAGGAAGCGCUCCUUGGACAAAUGCGGGUGUCUUUGUCCGUGGUAGAUUUUUUUAUUUUUUUUUUUUGGGGGGGGGGGGG